This is a messenger RNA of Coccidioides posadasii C735 delta SOWgp, 2051 nucleotides long. RefSeq lists its product as uncharacterized. Gene Ontology annotation, molecular function: DNA binding; zinc ion binding; DNA-binding transcription factor activity, RNA polymerase II-specific. NCBI's taxonomy places the organism in Eukaryota, Fungi, Ascomycota, Eurotiomycetes, Onygenales, Onygenaceae. Gene Ontology annotation, biological process: regulation of DNA-templated transcription; DNA-templated transcription. The record is from RefSeq and is a predicted model, not a curated record.
GCGUGUGACUAAUGAGACACCGCAACCUUAGGGCGCCAGACCCGUGCGUUGAACGGCAUUCCAUCUUUCAAACCCGCGAGGCGCAAGCGACGACAUGCCUACCACCGCAAACCAUGGCCAAGUCCCAAGAGCCUAGCCAGCCCAAGGUACUGGCGCGUGCAUGCCAGUUCUGCCGGGCGAGAAAGAUCAAAUGCGACACUCAGCGUCCAAGUUGCAGUUCAUGCAUCAACCAGAAGAAGGAGUGCGUAUAUAUUCUCGAAGUUCCCAAGCGGAGGCCGUCCACCGCUAUUGUCAAUGCAUUGCAAGGUGAAAAGAGGGCCCUUGAAGAUGUCGUUUUACGGCUCAAAAGAGCGUCGCCAGACGAAGUAGCUGGUAUUCUGGAAUCCAUUCCAAUCGUAGAUGGAAAUGUGGUUGUGAAAACAAUUUCACCGGCACUAGCAGUUCUGCAAGAGCCGAAAAGCGCCACUAGAACUGGGAAGAGACACCAGUCUGACGACGAUGGAGCUGGCAUUUCCUCUGACGAAGAUCUCGACGUCCUUCCAUUCCUUUCUGUCGGUGAAGGUGGAAAGGUAGACACCUUUGGCCCUUCAUCCGCUCUCCAAGGCCCCACGCGACCUGUUAUUCCCAGUGAGUCGCCCGUUGCCGAGCAUGUUCGAAACCAGCUGAUUGCAAACGCAAUCCUGCAGCGCCAACGCGAACAUGACCUUUGCUACAGACAGGACGUCUUUGGUGUUCCACUGGAACUGGCUAAGCACCUGCUCGAUCUGCAUUGGAACAGGCAGCAUCACACGUUUCUCCUUACGUAUCGCCCGGCAAUCAUGAGAGACUUGAUGCAAAGUGGGCCGUACUGCUCCGAAUUCUUAAUCAAUGCCAUUUUUGCAUGUUCCAGUAAAUAUUCUCAGAGAAUUGAAGUCCGAGAUAACCCAGUCGAUUCUACCACGUCUGGUCUUCGGUUUUUCGCGCGUUGCGACCAGCUUUUGGCGGAGCAAUCUCUUCUGAACUCGUCAAGCAUCGCGACACUAGUAGGGUUGCUUCUGCUGGGAUCCACUUACAAUGCACGUGGUGAUACCUCGAAAGGGUGGCUCUACACUGGCUAUGCACUCCGAAUGGUAUACGAUCUGGGCCUUCACCUGGACUACAAAGCUACGACCGCGAACGCUGAAGAUAUCGAGAUUCGCAGGCGGGUGUUCUGGGGCGCUUUCAUUUGCGACAAGCUGCAGAGUUUGUAUUUGGGGCGGCCAAUGACAAUCCAUCUAAGAGAUGUCCAUGUUUCACGUAAUUUCAUGGACACGAUGGAGGAAAAGGAGUUGUGGACGCCAUAUGUUGACCCGAUGUUCCCCACAGACAAUAUGUCAACUAUUCCGCUCACUCCCACCCCGAUUCAUUCGGUAUCUACAUUCCAACAACUGUGCCUCUUAUCAAGAAUCAUGACCAAAAUCAUUAACCGAUUUUACGUUGUUGGGGCCACGGCAGCAAAUGCAAGAGCGAGCCUUCAGUCUAUCGACGACGCCCUUAUCUCGUGGAAGGACAGUCUCCCCGGGGACCUCAAAUUUGAGCCUUGGUCGGGUAAUCCUGCGACCUCACAGGCUCGACCUGCCCCCAACGUGAUGAUUCUAAAUGCUUUGUACUAUUCGCUGGUUAUUCUUCUUCAUCGGCCAUUCAUUUCCGAUGGCCACCUUCGGUCCGCCGUUCCGCCGGCGAGUUCAUGGAAGCGGUGUUCCACAGCCGCUAGAAACAUCACUAGCAUAGUUCUUGCUUAUCAAGCCACGUACACGCUACGGGGAGCGCCGUAUCUGAUGAGCUAUGCCGUUUAUGUGGCAUGCACUAUUCACGUCCGCAACGCGGCUGCGACUGAGAGAGAUAAUCCUGGAGAAAAUUCGUCGCUGCUAUCGGCAAGUUUGCACAGCCUGGAUGAGCUUUCUCUUCCGAAUGUUGGAGUCUCCAAGCCUGCUAGGAUCAUUCGCAAGAUUAUGGCGGCGAAUGGGUUGCAGUUAGUGUCAGGUAUGUUAUUCCCAUAUUCACCAGGCUGGAUGGAGGGAGAGGGAGUUUAA